Molecule: messenger RNA, 2070 nt
Organism: Verruconis gallopava
Lineage: Eukaryota; Fungi; Ascomycota; Dothideomycetes; Venturiales; Sympoventuriaceae
Exons: 3
Coding region: 1-2070 (689 amino acids)
Biological process (GO): iron ion transport; intracellular iron ion homeostasis; copper ion import
Cellular component (GO): plasma membrane
Molecular function (GO): ferric-chelate reductase activity
Source: RefSeq, a predicted model, not a curated record
AUGAUGACGAAGACCUUUGGCGCCUUGCUUAUCUUUUCAGCAAUCCAACAUGCCUAUUCUAUGACAUCUCAAGGCCGCACGGGUCAUGGACUCAUUGGCUACGGAAUCGACAUGUAUAAACCGCCAUGUGCACAUGCAUGUCGUGACACCAUAUCCGGAAGCCAAUUGGCUUGUUCUAUGGUCAUGAGCUCUCAUGACCAUAUGUUUAUGAAGCGAAUGGACAUGAGCGGCGAAGUAAUGACAGAACCUGAAUGCUACGCUACCGAUGAUGUCUACUUGCAAACACUAGCGUAUUGCAUAUCAACACAUUGCAUUGGAAUACCACAGUGGCAACUCGAGAAGUACUGGGCUACCUACGCCGUGGGUAGGGAUGAGGGCCAGCCGAUUCCCAAAGAGACGUACCAGCAGGCCCUCGCAAAGAUUUCGGACGCUCCGACGGAAGUAUUGGUCAGCGGAGAGCCGUUGAACAAAACUAGCCUGGUGGACGAAGAAGAAUACCUCGCAAACUACAACGGCGAUGCGAGCUUUGAAAACGCCGAAAUCCAUCACGAGCGAUACGGAAUCGUCCUUCUCGUCACAGGAGGUGCAAUUCCAAUCGCAACCUCGCUUCUACGUUUUGUACCCUUUCCCUCUGCCUGGACGUCAAUGUUCAAUGCCUACUUCAUUACACCGCCCACCUUUGGCUCCAAGCACAACGUCCCUAUUUUUAACAUAUUCCACAUGCCAACACGUGGGCAAGCCCUCUUCAUCCUCUACCUGAUCAUCAUCAACUUCGUGCUCAGCUUUGUCAGCUUGGACACCACGACUCCAAACGCCUGGUAUGCGACCGUCCACGAGCAGUGGAGCGGCUACCUCGGCCUCAGAGUUGGGGUUCUGAGCUUUGCGAACCUACCUUUGUUGAUACUGUACGCAGGGAGGAACAACGUUCUGCUGUGGGUAACGAACUGGAGCCACAGCACGUUUUUGCUGCUGCACCGCUGGGUCGCGUGGAUUUGCACGCUGCAAGCCGUCGUGCACUCCAUCAUGUACCUCAAAUCGUACGUCGAGAGCGGAGACUUCGCGACCGAGGUAAAACUUGCAUAUUGGAUCUGGGGAAGCGUCGCGACGCUGAGCUUCUCAUUGAUGAUUCCCUGCUCGGCGUACCCGAUCCGAAAGGCCGUGUACGAAGUGUUCCUCCUGUGGCACAACUUGCUCGCCGUUUUCGUCGUCGUCGGAUGUUACUACCACAUCAUCUGCCGCUUCCAACGACAGUGGGGGUACGAGACGUGGAUCUACGUCGCUAUAGCUGUGUGGGGCUUUGAGCGUGCAAUGAGGCUAGCCCGGCUGGCGCGGAACGGGGUCAGGACGGCUAAGGUCACCGUCAUCGACGACGAUUACGUACGGGUCGACAUCGAAGGUGUCAGUGACUCGGGCCACGCGUAUCUUUAUUUCCCGACCCUGACAUGGCGUCUGUGGGAGAACCACCCGUUCUCCGUCGCGUCGACCGUGCUGGGUUCUCAGGCGCUCGAAGGCGCAAGGAAGCGCGAGGAGACGGCCGACGUGGAGAAGUCCGGUGCCGUGAGUGUCGUCAAGGAAAGCGGCAGCUCGACGCGCAGCGCGGUCGCGCCUGCCAAAGUCGGCCUCACGUUCCUGCUCAGGCUGCGCGAUGGCCUGACGGCCAAGAUCCGCAACCACGCGUCGCUCCCCGUCUUGGUCGAGUCGGGCUACGGGUCGCACGAGAGUCUGGCCUCGCAUCCAUUCCUUCUGUGCGUCGCCGGCGGCGUUGGCAUCACUGCCUGCGUCCCGUAUUUGCGGGCGCACCCGGGCCGCACAAGGCUCCUGUGGGGCGUGAGGACCCCCGGCAUCGUCGAGGACAUGGCCGUGGCGCUCGCGAAUAUAGACAAGGAGGUUUACAUUGGCAAGCGCAUGAACAUCUCUGAGGUGCUUGAGCGAGAACUUUGCCCCGUCGAGGACGCCGCUGUGGUCGUCAGCGGGCCCAACGGUAUGGCCGAUGAGGUGAGGGUCGCCGUCGCCAAGCUUGGUAGACGGGGUUUUAAGAUCAAACUUGUGGAGGAGGCAUUUAGCUGGUAA